CGGGCGCUAGGUGCGCGCCAUGGAACAGCGGUUAGCCGAGUUCCGGGCGGCCCGAAAACAGGCCGGCCCGGGGGCGCAGUCCAGCACUUCCAGCCAGAAAGCACAAACCUCGGGAGAGAAGGCGGAAGCAGCUGCGACUCUAAAGGCAGCCCCAGGCUGGCUAAGGCGGUUCCUGGUAUGGAAACCGAGGCCCGCGAGUAUCCGGGCCCAGCCUAGCCUCGCUCAGGAGGCAGCUCAGCCUGAGGACAGCACGUCACAGCCACCGCGGAAUAUAGCCAUUCCUCCUUUGUGGAGCCGGGACCACUCUUUCCUGACCAAUAUCACCUUUCUAAAGGUUCUUCUCUGGUUGGUCCUACUGGGACUGUUUGUGGAACUGGAAUUCGGCCUGGCUUAUUUUGUCCUGUCCUUGUUCUACUGGAUGUAUGUUGGGACACGAGGCCCCGAAGAGAGAAAGGAGGGAGAGAAGAGCGCCUACUCUGUGUUCAACCCGGGCUGCGAAGCCAUCCAGGGCACACUGACCGCAGAGCAGCUGGAGCGCGAGUUGCUGUUGAGACCCAUGGAGGGGAGAUAGGACCUAGCUCUGCAGUCAUACAGCUGCCCUCAGACACGGCCUCCCUGCCCUGGGCGUGGAUUGCGUUCAGGUGCACCUGACUCAGGACAGCUUGUGGGUUAGCUCUGUGCCUGCACAGUUCUGCAUUCUUUCCCUGAUCCUCUGCUGCAGUUUUAUCUUUGAACUUCUCUUUGUUUUGGGAGAACUCUCUAAAAUUACAUCAGUGGGACUGAUACAAUUUAUAAAAAUUAUUACGUACUCAAGAAA
This is a messenger RNA of Carlito syrichta (Philippine tarsier), 817 nucleotides long. It is a transcript of the gene SAYSD1, whose product is annotated as SAYSVFN motif domain containing 1. The record is from RefSeq and is a predicted model, not a curated record. Lineage: Eukaryota; Metazoa; Chordata; Mammalia; Primates; Tarsiidae. Bases 20 to 571 code for a protein of 183 amino acids. The transcript has 2 exons.